GACAGCAAGGAGGACAGCGACCCCCGGGCUGAUGACGACGUGAAUCACUCCACCGCCUAAUUAGGUGCAAGCCCCGCUGUAAUGUGGAACGGAAACAGCCCCAGGCAAGAACCUUGCUUGCCAAGGUAGCCACGGGCAGCUUAGCGGUUUCCCAAAGGCCUGGAAUCCCCUGCGCCCACCCAGUUCGUCAUUCAUCAACGGGUCACAUCAAUACUGGACGCUUUUUCGACCUGCAACAUUCCGCCAAUUAUCUCACUGCACCUUACCGUCCGUCAUCUUCUUGCAAGUGUAAUGGAUACACAAACUCAUAAGCUAUGCGGUUAUUUCUAACAAGUUACACAUUCCGGAAAGCAAGAAAACUCCACCUCAGGAACGAAUGGGCGAGCGCCGAGGGUCGACCCAAGGGCCACCAUGCCUCAAGACCUAAACCUAUAUGGGCAGCGCCCAGCCAAGAAGCAGAGAAAAGAGCUGGCGCUUCCCAGCUCCCUGGCUUUUACGUCGCAGCUCAGCUCCCUGCUUGCGGUGCAAAACGCCGCAACCUCGGUGGCGGCGACAACGACAACGUCGUCCUCUUCUACAAUGAAUGCCGCCUCCGCCGCGCCGAGCACCAGCAGCAACACCGCAAUACCAGGGCGCGCGCGGCCAUCCAAGUCAAAAACGGAUUUACUGUUCUUGGGCGUGAAGAAGCGCAAAGCCGGUAAGGGAAGACAUGACGACAGUGGUGGGGACGCGGAGCGUGAUAGGAGCAGCGCGAAGCUCUCUCUGAAAGACCCCGUUGGAACCGAGGGCGACAAGGCAGAGCGCGCGCAAGCGCGGCGCAAGAUGGAGUCCAAGGCACGCCUCUACGCGGCCAUGCAGCGGGGAGACUACGUUGGGCGCGAGGUUGGGUUAGUCGACUUUGACCGCAAGUGGGCCGAGAAGGCUGAGAAGAAGAAGCAAGGACAUGGUGGCUCGUCAUCCUCAUCCUCUUCUGGAGACGAUAACAAUGAAGAAGAGGAUAGCAUGGACACAGAGGUGAUGGAGUACGAGGACGAGUUCGGGCGGCUCCGACGGGGGACGCGGGCCGAGAAGCUGCGGUUAGAGCGGCAGCUGGCGCGGGGCCAGGCGUCUGCGGCCGAACUGGAGCGCAUGUCGGCGCGGCCCCGGGCGCCCGAGAACCUCAUUGUGGGCGACGCGGUGCAGAUCGAGGCGUUCGCGGCCCUUGACGCUGAUGCUAUGGAUGAACUGGCGCGCAACCGCGACCGCAGUGCCACGCCACCGCCCGCCACGCACUACCAGGCUGAUCGCGAGAUCCGGAAUAAGGGCGUCGGCUUCUACGCCUUCAGUAAGGAAGAAGACCGGCGCGCCGCCGAGAUGACCGCCCUGGAUGCCGAACGCACUAAGACUGAGGCUCUGCGUAAGGAGCGCGAGGAUAAGGCGGCCGCCCGCCGGCGUGAGAUCGAGAUGCGCCGGAAGGAAAUUGGCGAGCGGAAGGCCAAAAAGAUGGCUGACAGCUUUCUCGACGGUCUGAGCAAAGACAUCCAGUUUGUCGCCGCCGGGGCAGAGAGCGGUGGAGUACCGGACAACGACAAGUAGCAGUAGGCCAAUCUUGACUGUGCAAAUAAUUAAAAUUUUUGAUACCCUCUUCAUGAUGGAACCCGCAUAAGGGGCAAUGAGACGCUAU
Lasiosphaeria miniovina is the source of this 1663-nucleotide messenger RNA. RefSeq lists its product as uncharacterized. The record is from RefSeq and is a predicted model, not a curated record. Gene Ontology annotation, cellular component: nucleus. NCBI's taxonomy places the organism in Eukaryota, Fungi, Ascomycota, Sordariomycetes, Sordariales, Lasiosphaeriaceae. Bases 412 to 1575 code for a protein of 387 amino acids. The transcript has a single exon.